GGGGCAGCGGCGGGGAGAUCGACAGCCCAGCACACCCACUGGGGUGGAGGAGAAGGGGGCCAUCAGGCUGCAGGAAUCCAGCCUCGGGCUGGGGCUGCCACCGAGGGGAAUUUCCCCUCUUUGAAACAGCUGGGGACCCCUCCACUCCACCCCUUUCACUGUGCUUCUUAAAGGGACACUGUUUUUCCUUGAAGUCCAUGGAAGCCAGACUUGGGACGCUUUGUGGCGACUUUGAAUCUUUCCUUACUGCUUCCUUCCCAACAGGAAGCCCUCCUCUGGCUGAUGGAGUGGGGGCCUCCCAGGCAUGGCACUAACCAGCCACCCCAGUGCUGACUUGGCUCCAGGGCUCUUUCCGCCUCUGCUGGCAUCUUGCUUCCCCCCUCCUGGGGUGCGGUGGUGAGUCUGGGGGCCUAGUCCUGAGGGUGCCUGGAGAGUGUCGCUGGUGCCACCCGACGCCCCCUGCACCCAAGCUGGAGGACGGGCAGGUUGUUGGGGGCUAUGAUGAGAUGAGUGGGGGCCGCUUUGACUUUGAUGAUGGUGGGGCAUACUGUGGGGGCUGGGAGGGGGGGAAGGCCCACGGUCACGGACUGUGUACGGGCCCCAAGGGCCAGGGUGAAUACUCAGGCUCCUGGAACUUUGGCUUCGAAGUGGCGGGCGUCUAUACCUGGCCCAGUGGAAACACCUUCGAGGGAUACUGGAGCCAGGGCAAGCGGCACGGGCUGGGCAUAGAGACCAAGGGGCGCUGGCUAUACAAGGGCGAGUGGACACAUGGCUUCAAGGGACGCUAUGGAACCCGGCAGAGCACCAGCAGCGGUGCCAAGUAUGAGGGCACUUGGAACAAUGGCCUGCAGGACGGCUAUGGCACUGAGACCUAUGCAGAUGGAGGGACGUACCAAGGCCAGUUCACCAACGGCAUGCGCCACGGCUAUGGCGUGCGCCAGAGCGUGCCCUACGGGAUGGCCGUGGUGGUGCGCUCGCCGCUGCGCACGUCGCUCUCGUCCCUGCGCAGCGAGCACAGCAACGGCACGGUGGCCCCCGACUCGCCCACCUCGCCGGCCUCCGACGGCCCGACGCUGCCCUCGCCCGCCAUCCCGCGCGGCGGCUUCGCGCUCAGCCUCCUGGCCAACGCCGAGGCGGCCGCGCGGGCACCCAAGGGCGGCCUGUUCCAGCGGGGCGCGCUGCUGGGCCGGCUGCGGCGCACGGAGUCGCGCGCGUCCUUGGGCAGCCAGCGCAGCCGCGUCAGCUUCCUCAAGAGCGACCUCAGCUCGGGCGCCAGCGACGCCGCCUCCACCGCCAGCCUGGGCGACGGCGCCGAGGGCGCCGACGAGGCCGCGCCCUUCGAGGCGGACAUUGACGCCACCACCACCGAGACCUACAUGGGCGAGUGGAAGAACGACAAGCGCUCGGGCUUCGGCGUGAGCGAGCGCUCCAGCGGCCUCCGCUACGAGGGUGAGUGGCUGGACAACCUGCGCCACGGCUACGGCUGCACCACGCUGCCCGACGGCCACCGCGAGGAGGGCAAGUACCGCCACAACGUGCUGGUCAAGGGCACCAAGCGCCGCGUGCUGCAGCUCAAGAGCAGCAAGGUGCGCCAGAAGGUGGAGCUCAGCGUGGAGGGCGCCCAGCGCGCCGCCGCAAUAGCGCGCCAGAAGGCCGAGAUCGCCGCCUCCAGGACAAGCCACGCCAGGGCCAAAGCUGAGGCAGCAGAACAGGCCGCCUUGGCCGCCAACCAGGAGUCCAACAUUGCCCGCACUCUGGCCAGGGAGCUGGCUCCGGACUUCUACCAGCCAGGUCCGGAAUAUCAGAAGCGCCGGCUGCUGCAGGAGAUCCUGGAGAACUCGGAGAGCCUGCUGGAGCCCCCCGACCGGGGUGCCGGCGCCGCGGGCCUCCCGGAGCGGCCCCGCGAGAGCCCCCAGCUGCAUGAGCGCGAGACCCCGCGGCCCGAGGCUGGGCCCCCGUCGCCGGCCGGGACGCCCCCGCAACCCAAGCGGCCCCGGCCCGGGGCGGCCAAGGACGGCCUGCUGGGCCCGGGCGCUUGGAACGGCGAGCCCGGCGGCGAGGGCACCCGGCCCACCACGCCGUCCGAGGGCGCGGGCCGCCGCAGCCCGGCGCGUCCGGCCACCGAGCACAUGGCCAUCGAGGCGCUGCAGGCGCCGCCCGCGCCGCCCGCGCCGUCGCGGGAGCCCGAGGUGGCGCUGUACCGCGGCUACCACAGCUACGCCGUGCGCACCGCGCCGCCCCAGCCGCCGCCCUUCGAAGACGAGCCCGAGCCCGAGCCCGAGGUCUCGGGUUCUGAGUCCGCGCCCCCGUCCCCGGCCACCGCCCCGAUGCAGCCCCCCACGCUCCGAGGCCCUGAGCCUGCGCCCGAGACCCUCGCCAAGCUGGAGCCCAAGCCCAUUGUCCCCAAAGCCGAGCCCAAGGCCAAGGCCCGCAAGACUGAGGCCCGAGGGCUGUCCAAGGCCGGGACCAAGAAGAAGGCCCGGAAGGAGGCAGCGCUGGCGGUGGAGGCAGAGGUGGAGGUGGAAGAGGUCCCCAACACCGUCCUCAUCUGCAUGGUGAUCCUGCUUAACAUCGGCCUGGCCAUCCUCUUCGUUCACCUGCUGACCUGACCCUCAUCUACCAGAGCCAGGAGUUCCUGCUGAGGACGUGAGGACCCAUCUUUUCGCAAUGCCAGGCAGGGUGACCAAGGAGGACUGGACUCUGGACCCGGAGCCCCAGGGUCCAGCUCACAUGCAUACCACAGAUGUUUAAGGAGGUGUCCCGUGGCACCUGUGCUGGGUGGUGGUGAUGCCAAGAGGAAUAGAAUGUGCCAGAAACCCUCCAGUCCGUCUCUGCCCAGGGGCAAGGAAAGCCUGAAGGGAAAGAGCCCUGGUCUCUUGAACUUCCUGAUUUCUUCCUGUCCCUCAUCCUCAUCUACUCCCUGGCCUGCCCCUAGGUCACCCCCUCUCUGGGCUUUUGUGUGUUUUGGGAGAAGUCACCUAACCAGGAUAUUAAUAUUAAAUCUCAUCCCCUUCCUCCUAUCCCCCCUCCACAUUAAUUUAACCCUGUGGCUGGUGGGCCAAGGCCUGCUGGGGAAGCUUGGGGCGAAGAGGGGAUUGAAAUCCCUUUUACUGGGCAAGGGAAACCCCUCAGACCAGUGCCAAGGCUCUUCCUUUUUCAGCCUUGACCCAGCACAGACUCUGUUCCUUGCUUACAGAUGUUUGGGGUGACAGUAGAGGAAAUGGACAUGCUCAGUUUGAAUAUCCCACAAUACAGAGCUCUGUCUCCUCCCACCAGUCCAAUUAGCUUCCCUUCUGGACCAGUGGAAGAGGGGGAGACCUGAGGAACUGGAGCCUCUGGCUGGGAAGCCACUGACCAGGUGGCCAGCAGGCAGGGGUGGGAAGAAUGGUUAAGGUGCAGGUCUGAUGGCCCCUGUUUCUGAGUGUGUCUGAGCCUGAGGCUGGGAUUGCAUUUGGGGCUUCCAGUGUGCUGGAGGUGCUAAGGGGUCAGGUGCAGGAGCCCUGGGGCUGGCGAGAUAAAGCUGCAUUGCUUUGUCCCCUUCUCCACCAGGGUGCUCUGCCAGCUUAGGGGAGCAUGGCAUGGAAGCCCAUGGAAACCCAGGCAGAUUUCCCUGGGGCAGAAUCUCAGGCAGGUGCUGAAGGCAAGCUGCUUGUCAGGAAGCAUUUUCCAGAAAGAGAAGAGCAAAUCUGGUGCUCCAGCUGGGUGCAGUCUGUGCAGGGAUGAACUCCUUCAGCUUGCUUGGCAGAAGAUUAUACUCGCAUGUACCCCACUUAAAGAUACUUUGUACCACACUGGGUGUCUGUGUCCUUGUGCUUGCUGGGGCUGGCCUGGUGGCCAGGGCUUGUUUCCCUGCCCCCAGGAGGAUGGAGGGAGAGGGCUUCUAGGCCCCUCCAAGCCUGGGGAAAGAUGUGGUGAUGGCAUCCAAGCAGAGCUUAAUCCUGGUUCUAUUUUUCUGGAUCUUGAGGGUUUGGGGAUUGUGGCUGGGCCUCCCCAGGACAGCUCUGGGACUUGGAAGUUUGCUUCUGCUGUGGUCAACUUCCCCCUUUCCCCCUCAGUACCUGGGAUUCUUCUUCUCCAGCUUCACACUUGCUGUUUUCAAGCACUGCUGGGGCCUGGUGGCUUGGCUGGAAUACUGGACUGCAUUUGUACAGAGGCCCCUCCAAAUUUUCCCAUCCUUAGUCAGCCAUGGUCCAUGGCUCUGCAUCUGUGUUUGGGCUUUUCUGGACUCCUAGGGAAUGAGGGGGGUGGGCUGGGGGCACUUGUCCAGUGCUGGGGGUAGGCCUUUGGCUACCAGAGCUUCUGGGCCUAGUUUUGGGGCUGAUGUUUGGGGUGAGGCUUGGGAUGCCACAGUCUGUGCAACAAUAAACCUGCAUCUGCUCACGGG
This is a messenger RNA of Cynocephalus volans (Philippine flying lemur), 4384 nucleotides long. It is a transcript of the gene JPH2, whose product is annotated as junctophilin 2. The record is from RefSeq and is a predicted model, not a curated record. Gene Ontology annotation, cellular component: sarcoplasmic reticulum; junctional membrane complex; plasma membrane. Bases 507 to 2609 code for a protein of 700 amino acids. NCBI's taxonomy places the organism in Eukaryota, Metazoa, Chordata, Mammalia, Dermoptera, Cynocephalidae. The transcript has 6 exons.